This is a messenger RNA of Propithecus coquereli (Coquerel's sifaka), 2102 nucleotides long. RefSeq names its product ankyrin repeat domain 13 family, member D (gene ANKRD13D). The record is from RefSeq and is a predicted model, not a curated record. The transcript is spliced from 15 exons. Gene Ontology annotation, cellular component: cytoplasm. Gene Ontology annotation, molecular function: protein binding. Lineage: Eukaryota; Metazoa; Chordata; Mammalia; Primates; Indriidae. The coding region runs from base 128 to 1945 and encodes 605 amino acids.
GAGCCGCUCCUGCCGGGGCCGCGGGGGCUGCGGUGGGCGCUGCCGGGGCGCGGCUCGCAGGGGAGGCGAGGGGCCCGCGCCAGGCCCGAAGCCAAGGCGGGGCCGGGAUGCGGCGCUGAGGCUCAGCAUGGCCGGCCCGGGCCCCACCUUCCCGCUGCACCGGCUCGUCUGGGCGAACCGGCACCGCGAACUGGAGGCCGCGCUGCAGAGCCGCCAGCACGACAUUGAACAGGAGGACCCUCGGGGGCGGACCCCGUUGGAGCUGGCCGUGUCCCUGGGAAACCUGGAGUCCGUGAGAGUCCUCCUUCGACACAAUGCCAACGUGGCCAAAGAGAGCCGCCAGGGCUGGGCAGUCCUGCAGGAGGCAGUCAGCACUGGAGACCCAGAGAUGGUGCAGCUGGUGCUCCAGUAUCGGGACUACCAGAGAGCCACGCAGAGGCUGGCUGGCAUUCCGGAAUUGCUCAACAAACUCCGCCAGGCCCCCGAUUUCUACGUGGAGAUGAAGUGGGAGUUCACCAGCUGGGUGCCCCUUGUGUCCAAGAUGUGCCCGAGUGAUGUGUACCGUGUGUGGAAGCGGGGAGAGAGCCUGCGCGUGGACACCAGUCUCCUGGGCUUUGAGCACAUGACCUGGCAGCGUGGCCGGAGGAGCUUCAUCUUCAAGGGCCAGGAGGCCGGAGCCCUGGUGAUGGAAGUGGACCACGACCGGCAGGUGGUGCACACGGAGACGCUGGCGCUAGCUCUGCACGAGCCGGAAGCGCUGCUGGCUGCCAUGCGGCCCAGCGAGGAACACGUGGCCAGUCGCCUCACCUCUCCCAUCGUCUCCACCCACCUGGACACUCGCAAUGUGGCCUUCGAGAGGAACAAAUGUGGUAUCUGGGGAUGGCGGUCUGAGAAGAUGGAAACUGUUAGCGGCUACGAGGCCAAGGUGUACAGUGCCACCAACGUGGAGCUGGUGACACGCACGCGCACGGAGCACCUCUCUGAUCAGGACAAGUCGAGGAGCAAAGGUGGGAAGACUCCGCUGCAGUCCUUCCUGGGGAUGGCCCAGCAGCACUCCUCCCACGGCGGGGCCCCUGUGCAGCAGGCAGCCAGCCCCACCAACCCCACAGCCAUCUCCCCUGACGAAUACUUUGACCCCAACUUCAGCCUGGAGUCGAGGAACAUUGGCCGCCCCAUUGAGAUGUCCAGCAAAGUACAGAGGUUCAAGGCAACACUGUGGCUGAGUGAGCAGCACCCGCUCUCGCUGGGUGACCAGGUGAUGCCCAUUAUUGACCUGAUGGCCAUCAGCAAUGCCCAUUUUGCCAAGCUGCGCGACUUCAUCACCCUGCGCCUCCCACCCGGCUUCCCUGUCAAGAUUGAGAUUCCCCUUUUCCACGUGCUCAAUGCCCGCAUCACCUUCAGCAACCUGUGUGGCUGUGACGAGCCUCUGAGCUCCGUGCGGGUGCCAGCCCCCAGCUCUGCCGUCCUAGCUUCAGGGAGCCCUUUCCCAUGUGAGGUGGACCCCAUCGUGUUUGAGGUGCCCGAAGGGUACAGCGUGCUGGGCACAGAGCGCAGCGAGCCCCUUCGAGAUGAGGACGAUGACCUGCUGCAAUUUGCCAUCCAGCAGAGCCUGCUCGAGGCAGGCACAGAGGCAGAGCAGGUGACUGUCUGGGAAGCCCUGACCAACACCCGGCCCGGUGCCCACCCGCCUCCCCAAGCCAUGGUUUAUGAGGAGCAGCUUCAGCUGGAGCGGGCCCUCCAGGAAAGCCUGCGGCUGUCCACGGAGCCUGGGGGCCUGGGAGCCCCUCACGGGACCCCCCCGCCCCCUGCCCCCCCAAGCUUUGAGGAGCAGCUUCGCCUGGCCUUGGAGUUGUCCUCGCGGGAGCAGGAAGAGCAGGAGCGGCGGGGGCAGCAGGAGGAGGAAGACUUACAGCGGAUCCUGCAGCUGUCACUCACAGAACACUGAGCCGCCUGGCCCCCAGGAGGGCUGUCCAGGGCCGCUCCCUCCACCCGCUUUUGUAAUUUAUUUAUUUAUAAACUGACUGCUGCCGAGCUGGGGCCUGGAGCCCCGUGUGUGCGCUUGCAGUGGAGACAAGAUGGAAAUAAAGACACGGUCAGCAGCA